This is a messenger RNA of Symsagittifera roscoffensis, 953 nucleotides long. RefSeq lists its product as uncharacterized. The coding region runs from base 137 to 889 and encodes 250 amino acids. The record is from RefSeq and is a predicted model, not a curated record. Lineage: Eukaryota; Metazoa; Xenacoelomorpha; Acoela; Convolutidae. The transcript has 4 exons.
AAAUUUUUUGUUUUCAUAGUUCGCUUCAAGCAUCUGUUGCGCAUCCUUACUCAAUUCUAACCGUUUGAAUGAAAAUAACUAAUUUUUUGACGCAUGAAAAGCAAAUAAAAUACUUGCAACUGAACGUGUACUUUUAAUGGGUUGUGCUUGUACAAAAAAGAAGCUGAAUGCCAAGUUAUCAAAUGCAGAAGAGCCCAUUUGGUCAUCAAAUAAAAAAGCAUCUGAAGUCAGCGAAGUUUUCCUCUGCAAUUCAGAGGAAAGUAAGGUAGCCUCCAAUGGAUGUGGUCCUAUUCACACCGAGGAUACUUGUAAUAGUACAACCCCAACUCCAUCUCUUCAGAGAGAAGACAUAGCCUGUCAGACGGUUGAAAGUAUCCCCAAUGUGAUAUCAGACGGAAAGAUUUUAUCCAAUGGAUACUACCCGAAGUUCUCUCCCAUCCACGCCGAGUUCCUCAAAGCUAAAUCUCUCGAGUUAUUCUUGCAGCAAUCAAACAUUCCCUUGUCUAACGGUAUAAUUGAUUACGACUUGGAAGAAGAGAUACUUAGUAAAAACGUAGCCUCAACUUUGGAGGCGAUACGAGAGGAAUCUGAUCAGCUGACUAGUAGCCAAAAGGAGUCAGAAAAGAUGAAUAAACAGAACAGUGGAGCCAGAGAUGAUGAAGAUGAGGGGAACUUAAACAGUGGGUUCAAACAUAUAGACAGUGAUGGGGAAGAUGAUGAUGACCAGAAGACGCUCAAUAGCAACUUCACACUCUCGAUUGAGUCAAUUGAUACCGCCUUUUACUCCCUCAGUCGAGCCAGUUCUUAUCAGACUUCACUGGACUUCCUGUCUUCGGAAUGGAAUCUAACAGAUGUGGCCAGACGACAAGUAUUCAUUGCCGAUUUAUAGUCUUUUCUAUUCCGGUGAUCUAGAUAUGUUUGUACAAUUUAAUUCUGCAACCAAGUUAUUUGAA